Molecule: messenger RNA, 1073 nt
Organism: Ostrinia nubilalis (European corn borer)
Lineage: Eukaryota; Metazoa; Arthropoda; Insecta; Lepidoptera; Crambidae
Exons: 5
Coding region: 195-1073 (292 amino acids)
Source: RefSeq, a predicted model, not a curated record
UUGGCAGAUUGCUUAUGGCGAUAUGUCAAAUUCCAAACUAAACUUGUCUGGGACAAUUUCGUGUUGGUUCUACUAAAAUAACAUCUUUUUCUUUAUAUUUAUACAGUAUUCUUUAUAUUAAAUGUAGUUCUUGUUUAAAAUUCAUAUGUGAUUUGUGUCAAGUGCCAAAUUGAUGUUUCGACAUUACUGGUAUUAUGAAUCAGGCUGAUCAAAAUAUAAACAAAGAUAUGUUCGAUUCUGAUCUGAUCGACGUGGAAUCUUUGGAUUUUUCCGAUAACCAGACAUGGUUGUACACAGUCCCCAAUGACUCUGGCAAUAAGGUGGACAUUGUGGAUUGGAACCUGUCCUGCGACUGGCCCGUCAACGAAGACAAUGAUUACCAGCGGAUGGAAAAGGAACUCAACACACUCCUCGAUGAUAUACUUAAAAAUGAAGUCCUCUCAAUGCCAGAUAAGCACAAAUUCGACUCCCGCACAUACGUCAAGCCGAAGAAACGCGUCCAGCGGCCCUCUAUACAGAGCAUCGUCGAGGUUUCUUCCAACAACGCAUCGCCGAACAACUCGCUGCAUCAGUCCGCCAACAAAUACCUGACGUACAACAAAUACAGCAUGCCUUUGGGGCCCAUCAGUCCCAUGCUGAGGCUGAAGACGUUCAAUGUGGAUACGAAUACAGAGAACAGUACGGCGGUCAAAGAGUACGCGAUGAAGAGACGGAGUUUAGUACAAGAUGACGAUCCGCAGUUGGAAGACUUAGACGUGACGCUGGCGUCCGAGGUUUCGGACCGGCUGUCGUCGGAGCACCUGCCGUCCAAACCGAUCAACAUAGACCUGUCACAACCGGCGCACAACCUGCACAACACAUUCAACAAAGGUCUAACAAACAUGAUGAACGAGCGCGGCAGUCUGAACAUGUACCAAAGCGGCGAGUCGCUGAUGAGGAUGUCUCCGCCGAGCCUGGUGUCCUCUCUGCUCAUGGAGAGCUCCGGCACCUUCAACCCCGAGUCUCUGGACAGCAGGAAGUCUAUCACCUCGCACAGGGACUCUGGUAAGUCUCACCUCGCACAGGGACUCUAG